AUGACUGUCACCUACACAGCCAGAGUUGCAAACGCCCGUUUCUGUGGCUUCUCCAAGCUGCUUUUGGCCUGGAAAGGCAGCAUCUACAAGGUGUUAUAUAAAGAGUUCCUGGCUUUCUUUGCCAUGUAUACCGCCAUCAGCAUCACUUACAGAUUUGUCCUGUAUGAUGAUCAGAAGAGGUAUUUCGAAAAGCUGGCAAUUUAUUGCAACCACUACGCCAGUCUCAUCCCCAUGUCCUUUGUACUGGGUUUCUAUGUGACCCUGGUGGUGAACCGGUGGUGGAGCCAGUACACCUGCAUCCCGCUCCCUGACACGCUCAUGUGCGUCCUGUCUGGGGGCCUCCAGGGGAGUGACGAGAGGGGCCGCCUGCUGAGACGGACCAUGAUGCGUUACGCCAGUCUGUCGGCCCUGCUCAUCCUCCGCUCUGUCAGCACGGCCGUGUUCAAGCGUUUCCCCACUGUGGACCAUGUGGUGGAGGCUGGAUUCAUGUCAAGAGAGGAACGAAAGAAGUUCGAGGGCCUCCACUCGCCUUAUAACAAAUACUGGAUCCCCUGUGUUUGGUUCACCAACCUGGCGGCUGUGGCCCGCUGUGAGGGCAGGAUCAAAGACGAUCACACACUCAAACUACUGCUGGAGGAGCUGAAUGCGUUCAGAGGGAAGUGCAGCAUGCUGUUUCAUUACGACAUGAUCAGCGUUCCUCUAGUCUACACUCAGGUGGUGACUUUGGCAGUGUACAGCUUUUUCCUGGUGUGUCUCAUUGGUCGCCAGUUCCUGGACCCCAGUCAAGGCUAUCCAGGUCAUGACCUCGACCUCUACGUGCCCAUCUUCACCCUGCUGCAGUUCUUCUUUUACGCCGGGUGGCUCAAGGUUGCAGAGCAGCUGAUCAACCCUUUUGGAGAAGAUGAUGAUGACUUUGAGACCAACUGGCUGAUAGACCGAAAUUUCCAGGUGUCCAUGAUGGCAGUUGACGAGAUGUAUGGAGAUCUGCCGAUGAUGGAGAGAGAUCGUUACUGGAACGACUCCAACCCAAGACCCCCCUACACCGCCGCAACUCUCUUUGUCCUCCGCAAACCCUCCUUUCAGGGGUCCACUUUUGACAUGGCGAUCCCGAAAGAGGAGAUGCACUUCCAGCCUAUGGAGGACAUUGCCGAGAACCUGGAGGAAUCACGCAGUCGUCACCCCAACAUGGCCCUCUUCAACCGCCUUCUCAACGCGGCCCCUUCCCCCACCGGUUUCAUGGGAGGGGCUCUUCGCCGCACCUCAGCACAACUCCAGAGACUACGCCACUCCCCCAGCAUUGACCAAUGCAGCGAUGAUUCAGACGAUGACAGUGGUAAAAUAGGUAAAGGUGGGUCUCUGCCGUCAGGGCUGGGGCAGGAAACCCAGAGCACCGUGGACAGUUUCAGGGAGGAGAAGAGCACUAGAACGCCUCUGCUGGAGGUUGAGUUUGGGGCGGAACAGGAGAGGCGAGAAUGGUACCCUGCUGUUGAUGAGGAGGAGGAAGUGAGUGGAGUGGAGGGGAAGAGUGAGGAAGAGUGGCAGAUGGGGGAGGAAAGAGGGAAAGUAGAGAGUACAAGGGGGGAAACCCAAGCUCCUGCGUCUCUGCUUCCUCCCCCUCCCCAGUCCUCAAGAAAGGCGUCCACUCAAUCAACAUCCGCCAUCCCCUUCGCCUCCCGUCAACCCUCUGCAUUCCUGUUUCGCCCGGCUGCCCACUCCAGUAUGGAGCACUGCAGCUCCCAGCCGGCUAUUAACCAGAACAGAGCCGUGCCCAAACCACCCGUUGGUGGAAACAAAAUGUCCCUCCUCACUGUGCCGUCUUGCGACGAACCGCAGCGUUUUCGCAGCGUGAGCAUGGGAUCAGAGCUCACUGGGUCUUAGGUGGACAAUGAUGUUCGCAUGAACUUUUGGCUGUUUGAAACCAUAAUGCUUGAUUCAGUGCACGUUUUCACGAGAGAAAUUAGUCAUAGAUACGAAACUCUGCUUCCACUUUUACUUUGAAUCUGCAGCACAUUUUGAGCAGAAUUUUUGGAAAUGAAGCUCCCAGUAUUUCCAAAAUAUCCUCCCACCUCACUGAUGAUGUCUGAAAGUCAACCGUGAACAGUAGGCCUACUAAACUACCACUUCUGGGACUUGGGAGGAAAGUUUGGUAUUUGAAGACACUAUUGGGAACUUUGAAGGAAUAGAGUGCUCCAGGGAUGACGUAAUUUUGUAGGCCAACCAGG
This is a messenger RNA of Sebastes umbrosus (honeycomb rockfish), 2222 nucleotides long. RefSeq names its product bestrophin 2 (gene best2). The transcript is spliced from 9 exons. The record is from RefSeq and is a predicted model, not a curated record. Gene Ontology annotation, molecular function: chloride channel activity. NCBI's taxonomy places the organism in Eukaryota, Metazoa, Chordata, Actinopteri, Perciformes, Sebastidae. Bases 1 to 1878 code for a protein of 625 amino acids.